This is a messenger RNA of Exophiala xenobiotica, 4050 nucleotides long. RefSeq lists its product as uncharacterized. Gene Ontology annotation, cellular component: MutSalpha complex; nucleus. Gene Ontology annotation, biological process: mismatch repair. The coding region runs from base 72 to 3791 and encodes 1239 amino acids. The record is from RefSeq and is a predicted model, not a curated record. Lineage: Eukaryota; Fungi; Ascomycota; Eurotiomycetes; Chaetothyriales; Herpotrichiellaceae. The transcript is spliced from 3 exons. Gene Ontology annotation, molecular function: mismatched DNA binding; ATP-dependent DNA damage sensor activity; ATP binding.
GCGCAACUCGACUCAUUUCUUCCAGCGGCCGUACACCUUUCCGGCCUUGCAAAGGCUGUUGAAUUAUAGUCAUGCCGAGGAAGACCUCUGCCACUUCUGCGUCUACGCCUUCUUUGAAAAAGACGCCCUCCACUGGCGGACAGAAGACACUCUUGGGUUUCUUCCAAAGAACGCCUUCCACUGGUGGUGCACCUGCUGCCUUGCCCUCGCGACAGGCUCCUUCAAGUCCUGCACCUUCGAAAAAUCGGUCCAAAUCCACUGCAACGAGCUCCGGCUCCUCUUUGACUCCUGCACCGAGCAGUGACGGCCCGGAACCAGAGAACGACGAUGACAACAAUAUCAAGGCGAGUCCGCCUCCUUCCAAAGGUCUGCCGUCGCCAGUCUCAGCUGACGAAGGGCAGACCAAUGGUUUGGAGAAGCUGAAUGCAAGAGGCACGCCGUCACGAAGGGCAAAGAAGAAGACCAUCAACUACAUCGAGUCCGAUAGUGAAGGCACCGAUGGCGAUGAUGUCUUCAAACCCAAGCCUUUAUCCCGUGCUCGACCUACGAAGCGGAGAAGACUCUCGGACAGUGCCGAUGGGGAUGUGUACGAGCAAGACAAUGGAGAGGAGCAAGACGACGAUAUGGAAGACUUCAUCGUGCCAGAUGAUUCGGAAGACGAAGUUCGCUGCUCUACAAAACGCAAGAGGCCUUCCAAAGCGUCUUCACGAAAGACCUCGUCGCACUUUACUCCAGCUGAGGACGACCCCGAGGAGGAUAUGGGCAUGGACCUAGACAUUGACCUAGAUUUGGACCUGCCAGAGGGCUCCACUGCUCAGAAAUGGACAUAUGAUCCCGAAAACCCUCAGCCUCUGCAGCCUCGAUCCACAAAUAUACCAUCUAAAAAGCCAGGCGGCAAGCAAAAGGCGCACAUGACAGAACCAGAACAACGACAUGCUUGGCUCGAAGAUGUCAGAGAUAUGGAUAGGAACCGUCCUGAUCAUCCAGACUACGACCCUCGCACGUUGUACAUUCCGCCAAUGGCUUGGACCAAGUUCUCACCCUUCGAAAAGCAGUACUGGGAGAUCAAACAAAAGUUCUGGGAUACUAUCGUCUUUUUCAAGAAGGGGAAAUUCUAUGAACUCUACGAAAACGAUGCCACAAUCGGACAUCAACUGUUCGACUUGAAGCUCACCGAUCGUGUGAAUAUGCGAAUGGUGGGCGUGCCAGAGUCAAGUCUCGGGAUGUGGGCAAAUCAGUUCGUCGCGAAAGGGUACAAGAUUGCUCGCGUCGACCAGCAGGAAUCAAAGCUGGCCAAGGAUAUGCGUGAACGAGCUGAAAAGGAUGAGAAUGAAAAGUCGAAUACCGUUAGCAACAAGAAGAAGCCCAACAGCAAAGAUGACAAGGUCAUCAAAAGAGAGUUGGCUUGCGUGCUCACUGCUGGCACUCUUGUCGACGGCGCGAUGUUGCAAGAUGAUAUGGCCACCUACUGUGUUGCUAUCAAAGAAUCGGAGAUUGACGAUCAGCCUGCGUUCGGUGUUGCCUUUGUGGACACGGCCACUGGUCAAUUCCACAUUGCUGAGUGGGUUGACGAUGCGGACCUGACCAAAUUCGAGACUUUUGUUGCUCAGACAAGGCCUCAAGAACUCUUGCUUGAGAAGAGUGGUGUCUCAACAAAGACUCUACGUAUACUCAAGAACAAUACUGGUCUAACAACGAUCUGGAACUACUUGAAGCCCGGCAAGGAGUUCUGGGAAGGCCACAUCACAGCCAAGGAAAUCGAAGCAUGUGAUUACUUUCCCAUGGACUGGCCAGAGGUUCUCGAUCAAGCCAGAGAGAAGGAUUUGCUGAUGUCGGCGCUUGGGGCUCUGAUCCAAUAUCUGAGGACACUCAAGAUUGAGCGAGAUCUCGUCACAAUGGGCAAUUUUACCUGGUACGAUCCAAUCCGCAAAGCAAGCAGCCUUGUUUUGGAUGGUCAGACAUUGAUCAACCUGGAGCUUUUCGCCAACUCUUACGACGGAGGAGUGGAAGGCACUCUUUUCCAACUCCUGAAUCGAUGCAUUACUCCGUUCGGCAAGCGCAUGUUCAAGCAAUGGGUCUGUCAUCCUCUGAUGGAUACCAAGAAGAUCAAUGCUCGUCUGGACGCGGUCGAUUCACUCAACGCCGAUACCAAAGUCCGGGAUCGGUUCACCUCGCAGAUGACCAAAAUGCCCGACCUUGAGCGACUGAUAUCUCGUGUCCAUGCCGGAACUUGUAAAGUGCAGGACUUUGUCAGAGUACUUGAAGGCUUCGAACAGAUCGACCACACUAUGUCUCUGCUGCGUGAUGGGUCAGGGAAACCGCAAGAUGCUGAUGGCGUCAUUGGCCAACUCAUCUCCGCCAUGCCCGACCUUGAACCUCGCCUGAAAUACUGGAUGGAUGCCUUUGACCGCAAGAAGGCAAAAGAUACCGGUGUUCUCGUUCCCGAACGUGGUGUCGAGGAAGAUUUUGACAAUUCUCAAGACUCGAUUGAAGAAAUACAGGAGGAGUUUAAUGUGCUCCUUCGGAAAUGGCGCAAGCAACUCGGCUCAACUGCCAUAUGCUACAGAGACAACGGCAAGGAAAUCAUGCAGUUAGAAGUCCCGACCAAAGUGAAAGGCAUCCCUAAAAACUGGGAUCAAAUGUCUGCCACGCAGUCAGUCAAACGGUACUACUUUCCCGAAUUGCGAACCCUCGUUCGAAGACUACAAGAAGCUCAGGAGACACACUCUCAGAUCGUCAAUCAAGUCGCGCGGCGCUUCUUCGCCCGUUUUGACGAGAAUUACGAGAUCUGGCUGGCAGCAGUCAAGAUCAUUGCACAACUUGAUUGCUUGGUCUCCCUGGCCAAAGCCAGCACCAGCCUGGGGUACCCGAGCUGUCGGCCUGAGUUUGUUGAGGAGGAUGACGACGCCCGCUCAACGCUCGAGCUGAUCGAACUUCGGCAUCCGUGCCUGCUGGCCAAAGUCGACGACUUCAUACCAAACGAUGUCAUUCUCGGUGGUGAAAGGGCCAAUAUCAGUCUACUCACGGGAGCCAAUGCAGCUGGAAAGUCGACAGUACUGAGAAUGACCUGCAUCGCAGUCAUUAUGGCUCAAAUUGGAUGCCAUCUGCCUUGCCAAUCCGCCCGACUCACCCCGUUUGACCGCAUCAUGUCUCGUCUCGGUGCUCAAGAUCACAUCUUCGCCGCUCAAUCGACCUUUUUCGUCGAACUGGCCGAGACUAAGAAGAUCCUCUCCGAAGCGACGCCCCGCAGUCUGGUCAUUCUCGACGAACUCGGUCGCGGCACGUCCUCACACGACGGUGUAUCGGUGGCGCAGGCCGUCCUGCACCAUCUCGCCUCGCACGUUGGCUGUCUGGGCUUCUUCGCCACGCAUUAUCACUCGCUCUCUGCGGAAUUUAGAGGACACCCAGAGAUCGCGGCACAGCGGAUGAAGAUUCUGGUGGAUGACGAGAAUAGGCGGGUCACGUUCUUGUACAAGCUCGAAGAAGGAACCGCCGAGGGCAGUUUCGGCAUGCACUGCGCGAGUAUGUGCGGGAUCGCGCCGGCUGUGGUUGAUCGUGCCGAAGAGGCGGCGCGCGAGUGGGAGUAUACGAGUCUCAUGGCCAGGCGGCUCAAGGCGGGACACCCUGAAGGGGAAGAAGACGGUGGUGAGAGUGAGAAAGGUAAAGAGCGAGAAGUGCCGCUGGGCAUGUUGAGCGAUUUGGCGUGGAUGCUGGAUGAAGAGAAGUGUGCAAGUGGGGAGGUCAGUGGACGUGGGAUCGAUGCCUUGGUGAAGUGCAUUGAGGCAUUAUAGACGAUUGUUCACAGGUACCAGGUAGGUUGCUUGCUUGAUGGUGUCUGGAGGGUUAGGUGUUGUGUACAGUAAGGUGACGGCUUCGAUGUUUGAUGGGCCCAGUCACUAUUUUUCUUCUGGUGGAUGUCUGGUGCUUUACUAUUCUAUUCGUGUGGACUGAGCGUUUGGGGCGCAAGAACUAGCUGUAGCUGUAGGGACAUACUUGAAGGAUUCGAGUUACCUUAGAUCGAUGAUGAUCGGGAACGAGAUGUCCCAUUCC